CGACCCGGAACCGUGAGCCUUGUGUGGACCCCGACUUCAACCCCCGCAGCCACCUGCACACGGCCCGCUCUUUAUGACUCUGGACCUUGUCCGGGCACCGCCGCCGGGUUUCCCAGCCAGGAGCUCAGCCAGCGCCCGUCCCCGGGAAGCCCACAGCUGGGAGGCGACGAGGGGAUCCUGCUCCUGAGAUCCCGCGUGCAGCCAGCGGGAGCGACCCCGGGACGGGAGAUGACGGCGGAGCACAGGGAUGUCCUGGUGGUGCUGCCCACACGGGAGCGGCUGCGGCUGGUCGUGCGGGUGCAGGCCACCGGGCGCGAGCUCUUCCAGCAGGUGUGUGACAAGACCAGCAUCAGAGGGACCCACUUCUUUGGCCUCAGCGUGGUCAGAAAUGGCGAGUACGUCUUUGUGGACUUGGAGCAGAAGCUCAGCAAGUACUUCUCCAAGGACUGGAAGAGAGAGAUGCACAGAGAAGGCGGCAGGGCCGACGCCCCCUUUGUGGCCUUCCUCAGGGUGCAGUACUACGUGGAGGACGGAAGGGUCAUCAGGGCCUACUUCCUGCUGGCGGCCCUCGGGCUGCAGGCCGACCUGGGCAACCACCGCGAGCCGGCGCACCGCGGGCCGUACUUCCAGCCCCAGGCCUACUUCCCGCAGUGGAUCAUCACCAAGAGGGGCAGCGCCUACAUCCUCAGGCACGUGCCCACCCUGCACCGGGAGCAGCGGGGCCUAAGCCCCAAGGAGGCCGAGCUGCGCUUCAUCAGGGAGGCCUGCCGGCUGGAGGACGUGCCCGUCCACUUCUUCAGGCUGUACAAGGAUGAAAAGGAAGACCGACCCACUGUGGUUCUCGGACUGACGCUCAAAGGAGUGCAGGUCUACCAGGAGGUGCACCACGCUCCACAGCUGCUCUACGACUUCCCCUGGUCCCGUGUUGGGAAGCUGGCGUUUCUGGGGAAGAAGUUCGAGAUCUGGCCGGAUGGGCUGCUGCCGGCCCGGAAGCUGGUGUACCACACGGGCUGCGCCUGGCGCUCCGGCCACCUGCUGCGCCUGCUCCGCGACAGCCACCAGCUGCACCGCGCCCUGCAGCCCGCGUUACGGCGGCUGCGGCAGCUGGAGGAGGUGCAAGAAAAGAAGUGCUACCGGGAGUCCUACGUCAGCGACGAGCUGGAGCUGGAGCAGGAGCUGGACCUGGGCCUGGCCGGCAGGGCUGCCCCCGGCACCCCUGGCUCCCCCGGCGCCCCCAGCUGUGGGGACAGAGUGGGUGGUAGCCAGCAUCCCUCCCAUCAGCUCCCCCUCCUCUCGGCCGACAGCCACUGCAGCUCCCACUCAUCGGACAUCGAGGUGGACCCCCAGCCGGGGGGGCCCACGGGGCUGAGGGAGAUGUCAGUGGAUGAGCCCAUCAGGGCCCCGGCGCCCCGCAGGGAGGGGCCGUCCUGCAGUUCCCAAGCCAGCCAGAGCCACCGUGGCACAGUUGGUGGCGGCAGAGGUGGGCCUGAAGGGGACACUCAGGACCCAGGAGACGCCUCUCCCCAGCAGCCCUUGGCGGUGGUGCGGGUCACGCUGGUCAGCACGAGGGGCCGGAGCACUGAGGCCUUGCACCAGAUCCUGGAGGCGGAGGCGGCGGCCGACCGUGCAGACCAGCACAGCCGCAGCCUGGACGACGUGCGCCCCACACCUGCCCCGCGCUGCGUGCCGCGCAGCGGUCCCCUCGGCCACGCACUGGACCCCGCGCCCAAGCUCCUCUGCGGAAGGAGGUCCAUGGAUGGCCUCUCCGUGGACCUGCUCAGGGAGGACCACCUCCCGGAGGAAUUUGUGGUAUAGACGUCUGGCGGCGCCGCUCCACCCACACCGCACAGCUCCGCCCACGUGGGGCUCCAGCCACGCAGGGCCACACCUGCCCGGGAGGCUCCCACCGCCCACCACCUGGUUGACUGAGGCGUCUGGCCCAUCUUCUAUACCUGGCGCUUCCUCCUGCGUCCUCACCUGUCGGAGGUGUGGAGCCCGCUCUGACGUGAAACCUGGAGUGAUGAUCGUGUCCCACUUCCUGUGCCAUGUGGACUGUGGUUGGUCCGAGCUCCUUCCAUACUGGUCUCCAGGAGACAGAAGCCGGGUCUGGCCGUCCAAACUCCAGGCAGUGGAGUGAGGCCUGUGCUGGCUGUACCCUGGGAAGGAAAGUGUCUUAGCUUCUUCUGGGCAUUGAAGAGACCCCUGGGGGUCCCCCGCCACCGACCCAAUGGAUGGUGAGACCAAUGGAGCAAGCCUUCCAGGAGUCCUUGAGCUCAAGGUCACCAUCACUGUCACCUCCCUGGCCACAGGCUUCCCCGGACCACUCCCUUUGCAGCUCCUGCUGCUCAGUCCUGGGUGCACGGGACAGAGGCCCCUGUGUGGGGCGUCAGCCCAGCUCCUUCACCCGGGACCCCAGCAGAGCCCACCCUAUCUGCCACGUGUACACAGGCGGCACCUGGCCUAGAACAGCACGGCUACGUGGCCACAUGGUCCCAUGAAGUGGGUGUCCUCAGCAGGAAGUGGGAGAGGCAGGCGAGAGAGGAAGUGAUCCCGUGCUGAGCACAUCAAAGGGUGUUCCCAAAGGAAGCCUGCCAGCACAGGUGCCCGAGGCUCAGAGCCCGAGUUCCUCCUUUCCAGUCACAAGGCCAACUUUAAAGCAGUGUCCCUUUUCCUGCCAGUGCCCAUCCAGUCAGAAGGGCGUCUGUGCACAAGGGAGCCAUGGCCUGUCAGCAGCGGGACGUUGGGGCGCUCAGCCUGCGUCAGCGCUGGUCACCCUUCCGGGCCUUUCACUGCCAUGGUCCUCCUCCCCGAAUCAGAAGACUGGACGGGAGGUGUGGGCGGAGGUGGGGCUGCACCGCCCCGCCCUCCACGUCUGCACCCUGUCUCGAGCAGGCCUCACAAGCGGCUGAAUAGCUGAGCCAAGUUUGCAGUGAUUUCUGGAGAAGCGUGUUGAGGGACUUUGACCUUUGCUGGAGGCUGUGCUGUCGGAGCGCUAAGAGGCUAGUGAGCAGCCAGGUGUCCUUCUAACAGGGGACGCACCGGGGGCAGGAGCGCCAGGGCAGGUCCGCGGGUGGGAGGGCUGGCUGCUGUAGUUGUGCUGUGCUGUCCCUUCCAAGUCAGGGCAGCUUCCCCUCACCCGUCCCCACAUCCAGGGCCCUGUGUGCAGGGGGCUGUCCUCGAAGCCAUCCACCUCGUGGACGGGGCGGAGUGGCUCCAGCUGGUGGAGGGAGCCAGCAUCAGCCUGGCUUUGUGUCCCCAGAUGGAGAGACAGAGCUGGCGCUGCAUCUCACCUGCCUCCUGACCCCAGGUGGGACUCCUGCCUCGUGCUCUGCAGAGGCUCCGAGAGGGGCCGCUCCGAACAGGUGGAACUCCGUGGGUACCACCACCCUCCAGCCCGAGGCUGGUGACAGGCACCUGGGCGUGGUGAGACUCUUUCCACCUGUGGGUCCUCUCCCCUCACACAAGAUCCGCACCCCCACGCCUGCUGCCGUCUUCGCCUGGACGCGCUGACCUGCGCCUCACUGUCGGAGAGCCCGAGACAUCGUCCCCUCCCUGUCCUGCUUGUGCUGUGAGGACCCCGUGGGGCCGAGUCCACCUCAGGCUCAUGUUGGCGCCGGGCGGAGCCUGAGUCCCGGGUUGGGUGGGGCUGCAGCCAAGCUGACGCUGCUGGCCCUUUCUAUGAAGGGAAGCUUGUCCGUGCGCGUGUGACAAGAGCUGGACACACAUCUCUGUCUGCACCUGGGCGGCCUCUGUGCGCACCUGUACGCGGGGAGGCCACGCUGGCCCUCAGUUCACACAGGGAGGGCUCCUGGCCACUGCGGGCCUCCCCCUGUGAGGACCCUCCAUGUCCCAGCGCUGUGUGGACAGAGGGACUUGGGGGGUGACAGCCCCUGCCCCCUGGAGCUCAGCUUUAUCUUACUUGUUUUUUAAAAGGUGGCAAGAAACCUA
This is a messenger RNA of Vicugna pacos (alpaca), 3948 nucleotides long. The record is from RefSeq and is a predicted model, not a curated record. NCBI's taxonomy places the organism in Eukaryota, Metazoa, Chordata, Mammalia, Artiodactyla, Camelidae.